Messenger RNA from Eimeria mitis, 252 nucleotides. RefSeq lists its product as uncharacterized. The record is from RefSeq and is a predicted model, not a curated record. NCBI's taxonomy places the organism in Eukaryota, Apicomplexa, Conoidasida, Eucoccidiorida, Eimeriidae. Bases 1 to 252 code for a protein of 83 amino acids. Gene Ontology annotation, cellular component: outer membrane. The transcript is spliced from 2 exons.
AUGGGGGCCCCCAUGGAGGCCCUCAUGGGGGCCCUCACGGGGGCCCUCACGGGGGCCCUCAUGGGGGCCCUCAUGGGGGCCCUCACGGGGGCCCUCAUGGGGGCCCUCACGGGGGCCCUCAUGGGGGCCCCCAUGGAGGCCCUCAUGGGCCAGGGCGGCAUCCGGGGCAUCCAUCUAUGGGCGGCCGCCAGCCGCACCCGUACCGCGGGGGCCCUGAUAACUACAGGAUUGACAUGGAAUAUCGCCGCAUGA